GGUUAGAAAACUCAACGCACCAGAAGAAAGCGAUAGGAAACAAGUCAGCAACGCACCUAACCUAUUCAACUCCACGUCAGCUGCACUACCCAAUUCACAUUUGUCUUCUUCUCCUCCCCAAAUAAAAACACAGACCAACUCACAACUCCUCAGAACUCAAAACCCUAGCUUCUCUUCAUCAAUGGCCGCCGCUACUCAAUUCGAAGAUGGCUUCCCCGCUACAAAGCUUUUCAACCAAGGCUUCUCUUACACUUACGAUGACGUCAUCUUCCUCCCUCACUACAUCGAUUUCCCCACCGACUCCGUCCAACUCGCCACCAAACUCACUCGUAACCUCAAUCUCUCCAUUCCCUGUGUUGCCUCGCCUAUGGACACGGUUACCGAGGCUUCCAUGGCGGUGUCCAUGGCGUCUCUAGGCGGUAUUGGCAUUGUUCACUCCAAUAACUCCGCAGUUGAGCAAGCGAGCGUGGUUGAGUUCGCCAAAGCGCAUCGUAUUCCAUUUGUUAAUGACUGUGUCUUUGUGUCCCCGAAUGAUCAUAUUCAGUCUGUGGAGGAGUUUUGUGAGUCUCCGUGUGUUUUCGUUACGGAGACUGGGAAUCGAAGCUCCAAGGUUUUAGGUGUGGUCAAUAAGUUUGAUUGGGAGAAAUGUGGGGAUAGGAGGAAUGCCAGGGUUUCGGAUUAUAUGGUUGAGUCGGUUGUCAAUGUUCCGUCGACUUAUAAUUUUGAUGAUGUGGCAGGGUAUUUGGCAGCCAAGAAUUUGGAUUAUGUGCCUUUGGUUAGGAAUGGGGAGGUUUUUGAUAUUGUUAGUGUUGGUGAUGUGGAGAGGGUUAGGGGGUUUCCGAAGACGGGAGCAUUACCUUCGUUGGGGAAGAAUGGGGAGUUUUUGGUUGGGGCGUCGAUUGGGACCAGGGAAUCGGAUAAGGAGAGGUUGGAGCAUUUGGUCAAGGCUGGGGCUGAUGUUAUUGUGUUGGAUAGUUCUCAAGGGAAUUCCAUUUAUCAGAUUGAGAUGAUUAAGUAUGUGAAGAGGACUUAUCCCGAGUUGGAUUUGAUUGGCGGGAAUGUGGUGACGAUGGCACAGGCACAGAAUUUGAUUCAGGCUGGAGUUGAUGCCCUACGAGUUGGGAUGGGUUCCGGUUCUAUUUGUACUACCCAGGAAGUUUGUGCUGUUGGGCGUGGUCAGGCAACUGCUGUUUACAAGGUUGCCUCUAUUGCUGAGCAAAGUGGUAUACCUGUUAUUGCCGACGGUGGAAUUUCAAAUUCUGGGCACAUUGUCAAAGCUUUGACAUUAGGGGCAUCAACUGUGAUGAUGGGUAGCUUCUUGGCUGGAAGCCGUGAAGCUCCAGGAACUUAUGAAUAUAAGAAUGGUCAUCGUGUCAAGAAAUAUCGAGGCAUGGGGUCAUUAGAAGCAAUGACUAAAGGAAGUGAUGCUCGAUACUUGGGUGACACAAAUAAAUUGAAGAUUGCGCAGGGGGUUGUUGGAGCAGUCGCAGACAAAGGUUCCGUCUCCAGAUUUAUUCCAUACACGAUGCAUGCAGUGAAGCAGGGUUUUCAGGAUCUUGGUGCUAGUUCUCUUGAAUCUGCUCAUAAACUUCUAAGAUCAGGGGUUUUAAGGCUAGAGGUUCGAACAGGAGCUGCACAAACUGAAGGAGGAAUUCAUGGCUUGGUUUCAUAUGAAAAGAAGUCUUUCUGAAAUUUCAAGUUUCCUGCUGGUUCCUUAUGAAGUUAAAUUCUUUUGGUCCUUGACACUUCAGUCUGCUGCCCCAUAUCGUAUCAUGUCGUUUAAGUAUCCAUACCACACUGAGUCGAUUGUUCUGAACAAGUGAGAGAAGAUAUCUUUCUGGCCUGGCAAUAGUAUGAAGGAUGUUUUGAUAUUAUCCUUGUCUUUGCUGUAGAACUUGUUCUUUUCACCCUCCCUUGGGUCAAACACCAGAUCUAUAAUAAUAAAAGCUGUAACUUAUGCAGCCUUAGCUUUUUUCGUUCGGUGUACAAUGUACAAUUGAAAGGAAAGAGCAUUUCACCAGAGUUGAUCAA
Daucus carota subsp. sativus is the source of this 2031-nucleotide messenger RNA. Its product is annotated as inosine-5'-monophosphate dehydrogenase 2. Gene Ontology annotation, biological process: GTP biosynthetic process. Gene Ontology annotation, molecular function: IMP dehydrogenase activity. Bases 182 to 1690 code for a protein of 502 amino acids. Lineage: Eukaryota; Viridiplantae; Streptophyta; Magnoliopsida; Apiales; Apiaceae. The record is from RefSeq and is a predicted model, not a curated record. The transcript is spliced from 4 exons. Gene Ontology annotation, cellular component: cytoplasm.